CCUCCUGCACUCCACACCUGGACAGGUGAGCGAACAGUGCGGCGCUCCUUCUUUUAUCUAAGCAAGACUCCCGUGCCUUCAUUAUGUCCGUGAGGUACUCCAACGCGCCCCGGAGUUUCUCCAGCAUGAGUGCUUCGGGCACGCCGGCUCUGAUGGGGGGUCGAUAUAGCUCCAACAGCAUGUUCGGGGGCGCAGGUGGACGCGGUUCUCGCAUCUCCAUGUCCACAUUUCAGGGCGUUUCAAGCGCGCCGCGCCCGUACGCCCAGCAGAACAGUGCGGUUUUGGUGAAUGGAGCGGACGACAAAGGAAAAAUGCAAGAUCUGAACUGCCGCCUGGACAAAUACCUGUCCCAAGUGCGUACGUUGGAGGAGUCUAAUAAAAAGCUGGAAGACCAAAUCAAAGAGGAACUGUUGAAGAGGGGAAGUCAGGGUACGCGAGACUGGAGCGUCUACGACGAGCCGUUGGCUGACCUUAGGGGACGGAUCCGCGACACGACCAUGGAUAACGCUCAACUGCUGCUGCAGAUUGACAACGCCAGACUGGCCGCUGACGACUUUAAAGUCAAGUUUGAAUCUGAGCUAGCCUUGCGGCAGGGUGUGGAACACGACAUCGCCGGAUUGCGCAAGAUCAUCGACGACACCAACAUGUGCCGCUUGCAGCUGGAGAGCCAAAUCGAGGCCACCCAAGAGGAGCUGGCCUUCCUCAGGAAGAACCACGAGGAAGACCUGGCCAACUUGCGCAGCCAGAUAACCAACUCCAACGUCUCGGUGGAGCUCAACGCUCCUAAAGGUCAGGACAUGAACGAGACCAUCUCCAAGAUCCGUGAUCAGUACGAGAAGACGACUCAGAAGAGCCAGGAGGACAACGAUGCCUGGUUCCAGGACAAGUUUGACAAACUGACAGCGGAGGUGAGUCUGAACACAGAGGCCCUUCAGGACGGGAAGACGGAGCUGACCACCCUGCGGCGGGAGAAGCAGGCCCUGGAGGUCGACCUGCAGGCCCUGCACAACAUGAACCACACCCUGGAGGACACGCUGAUGGACACGCAGAACCGCUACGGGCAGAAGAUGAUGGAGCUGAACCAGCAGCUGCGGCAGCUGGAGGCCCAGCUGGCCGACCUGCGGGCCCAGGCCGAGAGGCAGGCGGGCGAGUACCAGGCCCUGCUCAACCUGAAGAGCAAGCUGGAGGAGGAGAUCGCCGACUACCACCGCCUCAUGGGGGACGACGGCCAGGGCGACAGAGUGGAGUUUUCUUUAGAUCAGGCCCUGCAGGCUGCCCCGCCGCCGCAAACUCGUAAGAGGGUGAUCAUAGUCAAUCAGGAGAUCGUGGACGGUAAGGUGGUGUCCCGGCAUCAGAUGGAGGCGGACGCUCCGAACGGCUCUGCCGAGGAUGAGGACGAGGAAGAGGGCACCCGGAGCCCGCCUGAGCAGGAAGUGACCUCAGACUGAUGAACGCAUUGACAGACCGCCGUGCUGCCUGACCCCCUCUCUGCCUGAGGGUCCUGUCCUGGAGAGGACAGGGCUCCCAUAGCCUCCGCUCUCUAAUAAAACACUGAUUUACACUCCA
Anguilla rostrata (American eel) is the source of this 1566-nucleotide messenger RNA. RefSeq names its product keratin, type I cytoskeletal 18-like. NCBI's taxonomy places the organism in Eukaryota, Metazoa, Chordata, Actinopteri, Anguilliformes, Anguillidae. Gene Ontology annotation, molecular function: structural molecule activity. Bases 84 to 1448 code for a protein of 454 amino acids. The record is from RefSeq and is a predicted model, not a curated record. The transcript has 8 exons. Gene Ontology annotation, cellular component: cytoskeleton.